Apiotrichum porosum is the source of this 1665-nucleotide messenger RNA. RefSeq lists its product as uncharacterized. The coding region runs from base 1 to 1665 and encodes 554 amino acids. The transcript is spliced from 9 exons. The record is from RefSeq and is a predicted model, not a curated record. Lineage: Eukaryota; Fungi; Basidiomycota; Tremellomycetes; Trichosporonales; Trichosporonaceae. Gene Ontology annotation, cellular component: endoplasmic reticulum. Gene Ontology annotation, molecular function: protein disulfide isomerase activity.
AUGUUCAGUCGGCUCGCCGCACUCAUCGUGUACAUUACCGCCGUGGCAGCGGCCGUGCCACAAGCCCCAGAGCUCGGCGUGCAGCUCACGUCGGCCACUUUCAACAAGACAGUGUCACACGGCGCAUGGCUGGUCGAGCACUUCUCUCCAAGUUGCUCCCACUGCCGCCGCUUUGCCGGGACAUGGGAGCGCCUGUUAAAGGACAAGAGCCACCUCGAGCGCCUUUCGGGCUUCCACAUGGCCCAGGUCAACUGUAUCGCCCAGGGAGACUUGUGUAACGACAACAAGGUCACUGGCUCUCAACCUUUUGUCGAAGAGUACAGGGAUGACCGCAACUACGACUACCUCUCCAAGUGGAUCGAGGACAAGGCACUGGCCUACGCCAACUCGCUGACUCUUGGCGUCGACGAGUCGGAGGCACGGUCGCUGAAGCGCCCCAACCCGGAUGGCAAGGUGGUCGAGGUGGACGACAAGUUGUUCGAAGAGUACAAGGCCAUGGGUCCCGUCUUUGUCGACUUUUUCGCCCCGUGGUGUGGCCACUGCAAGGCCCUCCGCCCCAUCUAUGACAAGCUCGGAGAGGCAAUGGCCGGCAAGGUCAACAUUAUCGCUGUCAACUGUGACAAUAACAAUGCGCUGUGCCGUCGCAAUGGCGUCCAGGCGUUCCACCACGACGCCAAGAUUGAGUACAAAGGCGGGCGUACGGUUGAGAAGAUGCAGGCGUUUAUCCAGAAGGAGGUCUCUGACGUCAAGAUGAGGCAGAUCAACCUCAAGGACUUUGAGUCCAUUGAGGAAGGUGUGUUCGGCGACACCAAGUCGUUCUUCCUGUACCUCCAGAACUUUGACACGACGUACGAGGAGCUCAAGCAGAUCGAGGAGGCUAUCCAGUCGCUCGGUACCUCGAUGCCCGUGUACACGUCCAACGACCCUCUGCUGUACAAGAACCUCUCGAUCGCCAACCCGCCGCCUACGUCGCUCCUGCUCAGCUUCUCCGACUCGAUGAAGCCCACUGCCUCGAUCAUUCUCCCGGCAGCAGACGGCGCCGUGCGGCGCUUCAUCAACACACACCGCUUCCCCAUCGUCACGCACCUGUCGUCGGACAACUACCAGGACCUGAUGCAGGGCGACCAGCACGCGCUCGUCGUGCUCGCAGCCACACACCCGGACAAUGCCGAGGAGAAUGCCGAGUUUGUCAAGAUUGCCCGCGCAUGGAAGCGUGGCGGCCGGCCGUUCACCCAGCCCGUGUGGUUUGCCAACAUGGACGGUGAGAAAUGGCAAAAGUGGCUGUACAACUCGUACGGGAUCAAGACCGAGGACCUGCCGGCCGUCGUCGUCGUGGACACUGAGAUGAACGAGUUUUACGACACCACCAUCGAGGGCGCGCGCGCAGGGUAUACCGGCGACGACGUGUUCUCGGUCCUCGAGGGCGUGUUCCAAAACUACCUCACGCCCAAAAAGGCCGGCACAGUGGGCUCGAUGAGCCGCUCGGCCGUGGUCAUCUUCAUUACCAACCACCCGUUCAUGGCCUCUGUCAUGAUCAUCUUGGCCGCCGCGGUCGGUCUCUUCUCCUUGGUCCGGUGCAUGUCGCGCGACCUCGCGGGAUCGCGUGGCGGAUACAUGAACGAAAAGGGCGUCUUCCCCAAGGGCGAGCACUCGCGCUUGGAUUAG